AUGAGAGUGUUGGCUGUUACGGCUAGUGUAAGUGAUUGUAGUCGAAGUAAAAGUUUAUUGUUACGCUUCGUUGAAGGUUUAAGGACAGCAGAAAAUUUGGAAGUGAAGAUUCGCGAUGUAGGAAAGACGCCACCACCGCAUUUGACAGAGCUUCAGCUUAAGUUGUUUGCGGAUUCUACUUUGCCUGAUCCUGAAGGUGUGUGCUCGAUAAGUAAUGAGUUGAUUGAAGAGUUACGAUGGGCUGAUGUAAUAUUAAUUUCUACACCAAUUUAUAAUUGGGCUAUACCAUCCACACUUAAAUGUUGGAUAGAUCAAGUAGUUCGUCUUAAUCAUACUUUUAUUACCACUCCAACCGGGAUUGAUGGACUAUUACAAGAAGUACCAAAAGGCUGGGAGAACCGCAAUUAUAAUACCAAAAAACGAGUCAUACUCUUCGUCUCUAGCGGACUCACACCCGCAGAACACAUCACACGAUACCUCCGCUCCGUCCUCAAAUUCAUCGGCAUCACACGAGUACAAUCCGUCGACUGCGUACACCUAAUGCAAGAUAACAUACCCGAAGAAGCCAAACAGCUUUGCGACGAAACACUCGUAACAUUCCUCAAAAACCAACCCAAGGAAGACUGA
Messenger RNA from Gregarina niphandrodes, 627 nucleotides. RefSeq names its product FMN-dependent NADH-azoreductase. The record is from RefSeq and is a predicted model, not a curated record. NCBI's taxonomy places the organism in Eukaryota, Apicomplexa, Conoidasida, Eugregarinorida, Gregarinidae. The transcript has a single exon. Gene Ontology annotation, molecular function: oxidoreductase activity, acting on NAD(P)H, quinone or similar compound as acceptor; FMN binding. The coding region runs from base 1 to 627 and encodes 208 amino acids.